This is a messenger RNA of Sciurus carolinensis (gray squirrel), 950 nucleotides long. RefSeq names its product transmembrane protein 92 (gene Tmem92). Bases 32 to 526 code for a protein of 164 amino acids. The record is from RefSeq and is a predicted model, not a curated record. Gene Ontology annotation, cellular component: nucleoplasm. The transcript is spliced from 5 exons. NCBI's taxonomy places the organism in Eukaryota, Metazoa, Chordata, Mammalia, Rodentia, Sciuridae.
CACACGGAAGCUCAGUGGCUUCGGUGCUAGGAUGUCGGACUCCUGGGUCCCGGGCCUGGCGCCCACCUUGCUGCUCAGCCUGCUGGCUGGCCCCCACCGGGUGAUCGCCUGGGAGGGGGCACCCAAAUGUAACAUCUUCUUCACCUGCCCCCAAGGACACAAGUGCUGUGGUCACAACUGCUGCCAAGAGAUGACUAUCUUCUCCGGCCCCUUGAGGAUCUUCAUCAUCAUCUUCCUCGUCAUGCUGCCCCUCGUGUGCAUCUGCAGCCUGGCUAGGCGCUUCUGUAGCAAAUGCAGGCCGCUGGAGAGGGAGCCUGCAGUGGAUCACCAAGGACUCCCAGACCCACCCUCCGCUGCCCCCCAAGAGAGUGUCAUGGCAUCUACCUCUGAGCCCCCACCACCCUACAGCGAGGUCAUUCUGAAACCCACCCUGGUCCUGCCUCCCAUAGAGCCGCCCCCUCCCUACAGCUUCAGGCCUGAAGAGCAUGCUGGGACACUGAGGGGCAUUGACAACCCAGCCUUCUGAGCCAUCCUGGCACCUCCAGGAGAAAGCCAGAGACUUCUGGGACUGCUGGAACAUUCCCAUCCAUCUUGCCACGUCUCUGGUCCUUCUUGGAUUUAACUUAUUGCUUUUUCUGCCCUGGUUCCUCUCCAGCUGCCUCUUGUCCUAAGGGCUGGGUGGAGCAGCAGUGUCCCCUCCCCCGAGUUAGAGGCUGCCAGGAGGAAAAUAUCCAAGCUGAGGUCCCUGCAGUGAACUGAGCUGCUCUGCAGAGUAGAGAGAGCCCUGUCGCUGGAGACAUACAAACCAUGACUGGUCAGCUAGCUCGGAUAUUAUGGAGAGAAUUCUGUACCGGCAGGAGUUUGGACUGGGCAGGCUCUGAGCCGUCUUCCAACUCCACCCGAAUGGAGAAGACCCCGGUGUAUCCACUCCCAACACAUGCUCAAAACAC